Molecule: messenger RNA, 273 nt
Organism: Paraglomus occultum
Lineage: Eukaryota; Fungi; Glomeromycota; Glomeromycetes; Paraglomerales; Paraglomeraceae
Source: the annotation of a GenBank genome assembly
AUGGCGCUUGGAAAACUUGGUCCAGAAGCUUUCAAGCAACUUAACACCCGCAUUAUCAUUUCCAAAAGCAUUCCAGAUGAAAAGGAAGAAGUAAAUAGACAGCUUACUGGCACCAUGAGGUGGUUCGCCGUCUUUACGACUAUUUCCUUGUGUCUUGCCGGCUGGGCAGCUUUGGUUGCGUUUGUCGUCAAAGUACCCUCGGAUAAUCAUGAUCCCGAAUGGGCAAAGUUUUUGAACGUAAUUGUUGGAGUUGAGAUAUGUGUGGCAUUGUAG